This is a messenger RNA of Myxozyma melibiosi, 954 nucleotides long. Its product is annotated as CrcB-like protein-domain-containing protein. Gene Ontology annotation, biological process: fluoride transmembrane transport. The transcript is spliced from 3 exons. The annotation marks the transcript as partial. Lineage: Eukaryota; Fungi; Ascomycota; Lipomycetes; Lipomycetales; Lipomycetaceae. The record is from RefSeq and is a predicted model, not a curated record. Gene Ontology annotation, molecular function: fluoride transmembrane transporter activity. Gene Ontology annotation, cellular component: plasma membrane.
GACAUAUUCGAGAUCCUCUGCCUGCUCGCGUUUUUCUCAGUCUGGGGAGCGUUGGCGCGGUUGGGACUCUCGUCGCUGGAAGGAUACCCCGGCGCGGCGGUCCAGCCGCUUGUCUGGGCGCAGUUCGUUGGAUGCGUGGUGAUGGGCGCAUUGGCUGAGCUGAAGGAUUUUUUCGUGGUAGCUGAUGGGCGAAAUUUACAGCUAUUCGUGGGACUAUCGACCGGGUUUUGCGGAUCGUUCACCACGUUUUCGUCAUGGAUGUCGACUACAUUUCUAGCUAUGGCAAACGCGCAGCCAUCGUACGACCGGCCGCGCGGGUACUCGGUUCUCGGUCUGAUCGACGGCAUCACGCUCACGCUCGCGUUCUCGCUCACGGGCCUCAAAUUCGGCCGCGAAGUCGGCGUCUUUGUCCGUCAUCUGUGGACAAAAUCGCUAUACGGGUUUAAUCUGGUGAGCGGGCGAAGGACGGUGCCGACGAUGAAAGUCCUUGCUGUGGGGUUGGGAGCCGGGUGUUGGAUCGGCGUGCUGCUGAUGUGUAUAUUCAUCAAGAAGUGGCGCGGGAAUGCGCUUUUUGCAGCGACGUUUGGUCCGAUGGGGACUUUUCUGCGGUGGUAUCUAUCGCGCAAGCUGAACCCUCUGAACCCGCGCUUUCCGAUCGGCACCUUCGCGGCCAACAUAUUUGGUACGAUAGUAAUCGGCUGUCUGAUGAUUGGGCAGCAGAGAGUCUACCAGCGGGCAGAUCCGACGGCAUGCCAGGUUCUGCAAGGGCUGAUGGAUGGGUUCUGCGGGUGUCUGACGACGAUCUCGACGUUUGUGCUGGAGCUGGUGACGUUAGAGAGAAGGAAUGCGUGGACGUAUGGGUCGGUGAGUGUGGUGUGCGGAGUGGUGUGUAUGUGCCUUACGGCGGGAGUUGAUCAUUGGCGGUUUAGAGCGCAUGAGGUGGUUCGCUGUUGA